Molecule: messenger RNA, 1533 nt
Organism: Pyrus x bretschneideri (Chinese white pear)
Lineage: Eukaryota; Viridiplantae; Streptophyta; Magnoliopsida; Rosales; Rosaceae
Product: BRASSINOSTEROID INSENSITIVE 1-associated receptor kinase 1-like
Exons: 6
Coding region: 99-1340 (413 amino acids)
Biological process (GO): protein phosphorylation
Molecular function (GO): protein kinase activity; ATP binding
Source: RefSeq, a predicted model, not a curated record
ACAAAAAUAAUUUCUUACAAUGAACAAUAACUAUAAAUUAUUGUAAAAUGUAUAUGUAUUAUAAAUAUUUUUAAUUUUUAUUUUUUAACGAAUUGAGAAUGAAUCAAUUUGAAUAUUAUAUUGUCUAUGUAUACUCUCUAACGAAUAGUACCAUAGGUUACAAACGAAUUACGAACUCGCACCGUGCCACUAAUAAUGCGGCUAUUGCUGAAGGGGUUGUUGCUGGUGCUGCUUUGUUGUUUGCUGCACCUGCAAUUGCACUUGCUUAUUGGCGACGAAGAAAAUCACAGGAUCAUUUAUUUGAUGAACCUGCUCAGGAGGAUCGAGAAAUUCAUUUACAAAUAAAUGAACCUGCUCAGGAGGAUCGAGAAAUUCAUUUACAAAUAAAUGAACCUGCUCAGGAGGAUCGAGAAAUUCAUUUACGACAGCUCAAAAGGUUUUCUUUGCGCGAGCUACAAGUUGCGACGGAUACCUUUAGCAACAAAAAUAUUAUUGGUAGAGGUGGAUUUGGUAAGGUUUAUAAGGGAUGCUUAGCAGAUGGAACUCUGGUUGCUGUAAAAAGACUUAAAGAGGAGAGAACCCAAGGUGGGGAGCUACAGUUCCAAACAGAAGUUGAAAUGAUUAGCAUGGGUGUCCACCGCAAUCUGCUUCGUCUGCAUGGUUUUUGCAUGACACCAACAGAAAGGCUGCUUGUAUAUCCUUAUAUGGCUAAUGGAAGUGUGGCAUCAUGUUUAAGAGAUCGUCCAGAAGGACAACUUGCACUUGAUUGGCCAAUAAGACAACACAUUGCAUUGGGAUCUGCAAGAGGCCUUGCUUAUCUACAUGAUCACUGUGAUCCAAAAAUUAUUCACCGUGAUGUGAAAGCGGCAAACAUAUUGUUGGACGAGGAAUUCGAAGCAGUUGUUGGAGACUUUGGGUUGGCUAGACUCAUGAACUACAAGGAUACACAUAUUACCACAGCUGUACGUGGCACAAUUGGUCAUAUAGCACCAGAGUACUUUUCAUAUGGAAGGUUUUCCGAGAAAACUGAUGUUUUUGGAUACGGAGUCAUGCUUCUUGAACUCAUCACUGGGCAGAGGGGUUUUGAUCCUCAGCUUGCGAGUGAUGAUAAUCUCAUGUUAGUUGAUUGGGUCAAACGGUUACUGAAAAAUCGGAGGUUAGAAACACUUGUUGAUUCUGAUCUAAAUAGAAACUAUAUUUACGAUCAAGUAGAGCAGCUGAUCCAAGUAGCUCUACUGUGCACACAAGACUCCCCAAGGGAACGGCCCAAGAUGUCAGAGGUUGUCCAAAUGCUGGAAGGCAAUGGUUUGGCUGAAAGAUGGGAGGAGUGGCAGAAAUAAGAGGUGUUCUUGUGAAACCCCGUGCUUGGAUUUCAUUGUUUAAAAUAAGGUAUUUUGUAUUCCUAGUUUUGACGCGUUUAUAUGUGUGGCGUCUGUUUUUUUUUUUUUUUUAAUGGGUAAAAGAUGAAAAUGCCCCUCUUGUGCUAAACGGGAUUUUACAUAGACGUAUUUGAUUCUUUCAUAUUUUUCUAUU